Linum trigynum is the source of this 532-nucleotide messenger RNA. The record is from the annotation of a GenBank genome assembly. NCBI's taxonomy places the organism in Eukaryota, Viridiplantae, Streptophyta, Magnoliopsida, Malpighiales, Linaceae.
CGACCCUGGUUACCAAGGAGAUCGGUUUACUUGGACUAAUAAACGCAUGGGCGAUGCUUGCAUUCGUGCACGUCUGGAUAAAGCGAUAAGCUCUCAGUCUUGGAUGGAUACAUACCCGGAGACUCUAGUCAAACACUUCACAGAUCAGGGGUCAGACCAUCGUGCUCUUCUCCUUGCUGAUAAACCAUAUGUUCGUACUAGUCGACCGCUGUUUCAUUUUGAUGCCCGAUGGGCGGAUAAUCCGGAGGUCAGGGCCAUGGUCAACUAUGUCUGGCAGGAGGAGGUCCAAGGCACCCCUAUGUUUCGACUGUGGGAACGCCUAAAGAAACUCCGUCAUCUGCUGUAUGAUUGGAGUAGGGCGGGCACGACUAAUUCCCUGCGUAAUAUUAAGACGCUUCAGGCCGAAAUUGAUAGGAUAAAAUUGCUCCGCCCGGUGGAUUGGGAUGAGGUCAAGAAGCUGGAGAUGGAGCUAUCCCGCUAGUGGGAAGCAGAGGAGGUGUUCUGGCAACAGAAAUCAAAGGUAAAAUGGUUA